Messenger RNA from Toxotes jaculatrix (banded archerfish), 1106 nucleotides. RefSeq names its product ABI family, member 3b (gene abi3b). Lineage: Eukaryota; Metazoa; Chordata; Actinopteri; Toxotidae. Gene Ontology annotation, molecular function: SH3 domain binding. The annotation marks the transcript as partial. Gene Ontology annotation, cellular component: lamellipodium. The record is from RefSeq and is a predicted model, not a curated record. The transcript is spliced from 5 exons.
CAGCUGCUGUGAGACGGUGAAAAUCUCUACCCUCAGGAAAUUCCGCAUUCACCACCGACCAAACACCUCCUCACUGGCUCGACUGACUCCUGACAAAAAAAAAAAAAAAGAAAAGAAAAGAAAAAAAAACCUCCUCUCAGGUAGCGUGAAGUAAAUCUUUAAAGUGGGUUUUAAUGGUUUGUUUUGCAGCGGCCAUGGAAGAACUGACAGAGGAGAAGAACUUUUCAGAAAUGAUCGCUCAGAUAUUACAAGCGGCGCCAGAUGCCAGAAAACAUCUCGUUGAUAACCAGAACAACCUCCUCCAAGUCGCAGAUUACUGCGAAAACAGUUAUCUCCAGUCAGAGGACCCAAGCAAGGCUUUAGAAGAGGCCAAGGCUUUGGCGACCCAGGCACUGGCCAGUGUGACCUAUCAGAUCAACAGUCUGGCCACCACUGUGCUGAGACUGCUGGACUCAGAGGCCAUGCGGAUUAAAGCUAUGGAGUCCUCUGUCAACCUGCUGUCACUGGCUGCAUCUGUCCACUUCGAGAAGGUAGCAAGGAGAGAGAUUGGUGUUUUUACUGCUCCCAAAAACAGGAGUCGCUCCAAGCUUAUGGCCCCGCCGCCUUCAGGCAAGGAGCCAGAGGGAAGCUACACAAGAGUGCCAAUAUCAUACUCCAUCUUGGACUCCAUAGGACACUGUUUUCAGGCCACUGAGGAGCCCAGAAUGAGAGCAGACAGCAUAUCAAGCACUGCAGGCACCUCAGCAUCCAAUCUUGGCAUCGCUGUGCCGCUGCCAUCAGUCCCCGUCUUGCGGACUGCCACCAACCCCACAAACGACAGCCUGCCUCCCCCUCCUCCUCCUGCUGCUGACCUGGACCCCAGUAUGCCUGCUCCUCCACCCCCACCGCCUCCCCCUUCCGCCAUGGACUCUGGCCUCCCCCCUCCGCCAUCCUUGACCUCACCCACAUGUCUCCCCCCACCCCCCCCUCCGCCGACUGUCAGUCUGUCAAACUGCAUCUACCCACCUCCGCCUCCUCCUGUAGCAGGAGCUGCCCCUCCUCCACCCCCACCUCCACCACUAUCAGGAGCUGGUCCUCUUCCCCCUCCUCCUCCUCCACCUCCACCA